AUGAAGCAAUCCAAACACAUUGAUACAAUUAUUAAUGAUACAAGUUCUGAAGAUAUCAUAAAUAGUAGACUACGAGUUAAAACUUCUUUUGAUGCUGCUCGCUGGCUUAUUAUUCAAGGAUGUGAAUUUAGAGGGAGUGGUGAAACUGAUGAGUCAUUAAAUCCGGGUAAUUUUCUCAAGUUAGUUAAACUUUUAGCAUCAUAUAAUGAAAAUGUUGCAAAUAUUGUUUUAGAAAAUGCUCCAAAAAUUGCCAAGUAUACUUCACCUAAAAUUCAAAAGCAGCUCCUAAACGUGAUUGCAAAUAAAGUGAGAAAUAAAAUUCGCAAAGAUAUUAGAGACUUUAAAUUUUAUCUUAUUGUCGAUGAAGCGCGUGAUGAAUCUAAACGAGAACAAAUGUCUCUUGUUUUGAGAUAUGUUGAUAAAGGUGGAUUUGGGGUGGAGCAUUUUUUUGAACUUGCACAUGUUAAAGAUAUAGCAGCAUUAACUCUUAAAAAUGAGAUACUGCUAUUCUUUCUCGUUAUAGUCUUAGUGUUCAAAAUAUUCGCGGUCAAGGAUAUGAUGGUGCAAGCAACAUGCGUGGUGAAUGGAAAGAAUUCUCAUCGCUUACAACUAGCACUUGUUGCUGCAUCUAGGGAGGUUCUGUCUGUUCAUGAAUUUUUUUCAAAUUCUGCUCAAGUUGAAGAAAUUGAAUAUUUGAAGACUAUUGAUGAACUUGAAAUAGGAGCAAGAGCUAACCGAAUUAGAACUUUGAAACGAGCCGGUGAUACUCGUUGGAGCUCUCAUUUUUCUUCUAUCUUUAGCUUUAUUCAAAUGUUUAACGCAAUUUGUUCAGUGCUUGAAAGAAUUUCAAAAGACGGUAGCACUUAUUCUCAACGGGGAGAUGCUAAUACAACUUAUAAAGGAUUACAUCUUUUGAAUUCAUAUUUAUUUUGCAUUUGGUGA
Messenger RNA from Mercurialis annua (annual mercury), 942 nucleotides. RefSeq lists its product as uncharacterized. The record is from RefSeq and is a predicted model, not a curated record. Lineage: Eukaryota; Viridiplantae; Streptophyta; Magnoliopsida; Malpighiales; Euphorbiaceae. The transcript has 3 exons. The coding region runs from base 1 to 942 and encodes 313 amino acids.